GGGGAAGAGGAGGAGGGAAGCACAGAGAGGAGGAGAGGGCGGACUGCUACCUCCGCUGGCGGGUGGGCUCAAGUGGAAGCAGCUGAUUCCCCCUGCCCCCUCUUUUCCGUUUUAGCGCAUUGCCUUGGGGAUAAGUGUAGCUCCCUCCCCUCCUUUCCUUUCUCUUUUUCGGCCCCUAGCCGCGGAGGCGGCGCAGCAGGAGAGAAGGACACUGGCUGCCAGCACGCACAGGCCGUGCUAUUUGCUGCCCGCGACGUCUCCUCCCUACUUCGCCACUUUGCCGGCCGCCCGUCACGCCAGGCCACGCAGCGCCGCUCAGGUGAACCUCAACUGCGUUGGAUCAAGGGUGAACCUAUGCUAGGACACCUGCUAGCAGUCCUCUAGUGUCUCUGCCUGUCUUACACAAGCCAGAAGAAGGGAUCCUCCAAUCCAACCUGAACAGGAAUCCUCAGGACAUUUAACUAUCUGUAAUUAUGAGCAACCCUUUUAUGCACCUUGCUGAGCCCUUGGAUCCCAAGGAACCAGAAAAAAAGUUCUUCAAUUUGAAUAAGUUGGCAGAUUCAAGAUAUGGACACUUACCAUUUUCUGUCAGAGUUCUCCUAGAGUCAGCCAUCCGGAACUGUGAUGAUUUUUUAGUGAGGAAAGUUGACGUUGAAAACAUUUUAAAUUGGAAGGUGACGCAGCAUAAGAAUCUAGAAGUACCAUUUAAGCCUGCCCGAGUCAUUCUGCAGGACUUUACGGGUGUACCUGCUGUGGUUGAUUUUGCUGCAAUGCGUGAUGCUGUGAAAAAGUUAGGAGGAGACCCAGAGAAAAUAAACCCCAUCUGUCCUGCUGAUCUAAUAAUUGAUCAUUCCAUUCAGGUUGAUUUCAACAGAAGACCAGAUAGUGUACAGAAGAACCAAGACCUAGAAUUUGAAAGAAAUAGAGAAAGAUUUGAAUUUUUAAAGUGGGGCUCCCAGGCUUUUUACAACAUGAGGAUUAUUCCCCCUGGCUCAGGGAUUAUCCACCAGGUGAAUUUAGAGUACUUGGCAAGAGUGGUAUUUGAUCAGAAUGGGUACUACUAUCCAGACAGCCUGGUGGGCACUGAUUCACAUACCACAAUGAUCGAUGGUUUGGGUGUUCUGGGUUGGGGUGUGGGCGGAAUAGAAGCAGAAGCUGUCAUGCUGGGACAGCCAAUCAGCAUGGUACUUCCUCAAGUGUUUGGUUACAAGCUGCAGGGAAAUCCUGAUCCUCUGGUGACUUCCACAGAUAUAGUGCUAACAAUCACCAAGCACCUUCGCCAGGUUGGUGUAGUGGGCAAAUUUGUUGAGUUCUUUGGAUCAGGGGUAGCCCAGCUGUCCAUUGCUGACCGAGCCACUAUUGCCAACAUGUGUCCAGAAUAUGGUGCAACUGCUGCGUUUUUCCCAGUGGAUGAAGUUAGUAUCAAGUAUCUCAUCCAGACAGGCCGUGAUGAAAAAAAAGUUAAGGAUAUUCAGAAGUACCUUCAAAGUGUAGGAAUGUUCAGAGACUUCAGUGAUUCAUCUCAAGACCCAGAUUUUACCCAGAUUGUGGAGUUAGAUUUGAAAACUGUGGUACCCUGCUGCAGUGGACCCAAAAGGCCUCAAGAUAAAGUGGCAAUAUCUGAAAUGAAAAAAGACUUUGAGAAUUGCCUGGGAGCCAAGCAAGGAUUUAAAGGAUUCCAGGUGUCUCCAGAACAUCAUGAGGAUCACAGAAAAUUUAUGUAUAAUAAUAGUGAGUUUACACUGUCCCAUGGCUCUGUCGUUAUUGCUGCUAUCACCAGCUGCACCAACACUAGUAACCCUUCAGUGAUGUUAGGGGCAGGAUUAUUAGCAAAGAAAGCUGUUGAAGCUGGUCUCGAUGUGAAACCUUACAUUAAAACUAGUUUAUCCCCUGGAAGUGGGGUAGUCACCUAUUAUCUAAGGGAAAGUGGAGUUAUGCCUUUUCUGUCUAAGCUUGGGUUUGACAUUGUGGGGUAUGGCUGUAUGACCUGCAUUGGUAACAGUGGGCCCCUGCCUGAGCCAGUGGUGGAAGCAAUUACACAGGGAGAUCUUGUUGCAGUGGGUGUACUCUCUGGAAAUAGGAAUUUUGAGGGUCGUGUCCAUCCCAACACCCGUGCUAAUUAUCUAGCUUCUCCUCCGUUAGUAAUAGCAUAUGCAAUUGCUGGGACCAUCAGGAUUGACUUUGAGAAAGAGCCACUGGGAAUAAAUGCAAAGGGUCAGAAGGUCUUUCUGAAGGACAUAUGGCCAACUAGAGAUGAGAUUCAGCUUGUGGAACGUCAAUAUGUUAUCCCUGGGAUGUUUAAGGAGGUCUAUGAGAAAAUAGAGACAGUGAAUGCAAGCUGGAAUGCCUUACAUGCUCCAUCAGAUAAACUAUAUUCCUGGAACCCCAAGUCUACAUACAUUAAAUCUCCACCCUUCUUUGAAAACCUGACUUUGGAUAUACCACCUCUUAAAUCCAUAGUAGAUGCCUAUGUCCUAUUAAAUUUGGGAGAUUCAGUAACAACUGACCAUAUUUCUCCAGCUGGAAAUAUUGCAAGAAACAGUCCUGCUGCUCGAUACUUAACCAACAGAGGUUUGACUCCCAGAGAGUUCAACUCCUAUGGUUCCCGAAGAGGCAAUGAUGCUGUCAUGGCUCGAGGAACAUUUGCCAACAUUCGCUUGUUAAACAAAUUUUUGAAUAAACAAGCACCACAGACCAUACAUCUGCCUUCUGGUGAAACUCUUGAUGUGUUUGAUGCUGCUGAUCGCUACCAAAAGGCAGGUAUCCCUCUGAUAGUACUAGCUGGAAAAGAGUAUGGAUCUGGGAGUUCCCGAGACUGGGCAGCCAAGGGCCCUUUUCUGCUGGGAAUCAAAGCUGUUCUAGCGGAGAGUUAUGAACGAAUUCACCGCAGCAACCUUGUAGGGAUGGGAGUCAUCCCUCUGGAAUAUCUCCCUGGGGAGAAUGCUAACGUGCUUGGACUCACGGGGCGGGAGCGUUACACUAUUAUCAUUCCAGAAAACCUCAAGCCAGGAAUGAAUAUCCAGAUUCAGCUGGAUACAGGAAAGACCUUCCAGGCCAUCAUGAGGCUUGAUACAGAUGUGGAGCUCACUUAUUUUCACAAUGGGGGAAUUCUCAACUACAUGAUUCGUAAGAUGGUCAAGUAGGCCUAUGUGCCCAUCAAGACUCAUCUCCUCCAAUCAAGACAAAAACGUGCCAUAAUCACUAGCCCUAGAUGCAUAUAAACCCUAACACAAAUAUUGCAUUCUGAUGGAGUAUACUUUUUAGGAAUUUGUGACACUGUGUUAGAGUGAGUGUGCAUUGAGGUGGAUUAUUUUUGUUGCUUUUUUUCUUAUUUCUCAAUGCACAAAAUCUGAUUCAUUUAAAUUUUUUUUUUUCAGAGCUGGUGGAUAGAAUGAGUUAGUGUUCUUAGCACCAGCAGGCAAAAUUGAGCUCUCUUGUAGGCACUAUUUUUGUGUUUGAUUUUUAUUGUCAUUCUCUUUAUUAAAAUGGACACACACACACACACACACACACUCACUCACACUCUCACACACAUACACACACACCAGAGUUCCUCUACUUGUUGGUGUGUCUUCUUUUAUUGCUCCUACCUGGAAUUGGAUUCUUCUUCCUCAUUGAGACAUUUGAUUUUUAGAUGACAUCCUCCUUUCCACUAUGUUUUAUCAUCAUUAUUAACUGACUAUAAACAGAAGAAAACUUUCUACCCUCACAAUCCCAAUAACUAUUUUGAUUCUUCUCUCCCUCUUCCACCCUCAGCCCUCAACAUGUUCUCAAAAUCAGAGGAUUAGAAUUCUAGCCUCUUCUAACCUCAAAAUGAUUUGAUUUUGUAGAUUUUUACACAUUAAUCACACACACACAGUGAACUUCUGUCUCUUCCCAGCAGCUCUGUUUUGCAUUUUGUGAGAAUGGGCAUUGAUAUAUGUGGGAGUGGAUGUGGAUAUGUUUAUGAGAUGGGGGGGGGGGGGAGUGUUGCAAGAGUGGUUGGGAUGGAAAGAGAACAUUUCUAACUUGAAUAAAAUUAAAUCUAUUUUCAAAAAAUAA
Messenger RNA from Trichosurus vulpecula (common brushtail), 4041 nucleotides. It is a transcript of the gene ACO1, whose product is annotated as aconitase 1. Gene Ontology annotation, cellular component: mitochondrion; cytosol. The record is from RefSeq and is a predicted model, not a curated record. Gene Ontology annotation, biological process: tricarboxylic acid cycle; citrate metabolic process. Gene Ontology annotation, molecular function: 3 iron, 4 sulfur cluster binding; iron-responsive element binding; aconitate hydratase activity. The transcript is spliced from 22 exons. The coding region runs from base 474 to 3143 and encodes 889 amino acids. Lineage: Eukaryota; Metazoa; Chordata; Mammalia; Diprotodontia; Phalangeridae.